UUUUUAUAUAAUGUUAUUUAGAUGUACGACUGCAAAACCUUUUUGAUCAGUUGACAAUUUAAAAGUGGACGAUGCUAAUUUAAAACGUUUUAUAUGCUUUAAUAUUAAGCAAAAAGAGCAGUACAAUGCCAAAAUCGGAGCAUAAAUUAUAAACCGUAAAACAUAACUGUAUCUUUGGAAACAAUCCAUCAAUUCAACAUUAAAGGGUUUUCUCUUUUUGUAGUUUUGUAACCUUUUGUGCAGUCGACGUCACCAAGUCACGUGAGUGUAAAGAGCUUUGUGAUUGGUGAAACUGCCGCGACUCUCUUAAAAGGACUGUACAAGCUUCGCUCCUAUUGGUCCACAGCGUUCCGCGCCAAACUUCCAAUAAAAAGACGAGCGGCAAACAAAAGCCACUUCACUCUGUGCUCGUCCCGUGUCUGCGCUGUCGUUGAGAACGUCUGCAUUAUUUUAUAACUAUUUACUUUUAAACUCAUCUAGUCAUUUUAAUUGUCGAAAUGCAGUCUGCUCGCUCGCCUCUUUCCGUCCGCAACGAGAACAAGCUGAGCGGUGACGUCAGCAACAUGUCGCUGGAUAAAGAAAACACGCCUCCGAGCCUGAACACUGCGCGUAUCUUGGCGUCGAAAACCGCGCGCAAAAUAUUCGCCGAGACUCCGAGCCAAGGCGUGAAGAAGAGUGGCGGCAAGGAGGCAGAGCCUCUGCUCAAGGACAACCCCCGCCGCUUUGUCAUCUUCCCCAUCCAGUACCAUGACAUCUGGCGCAUGUACAAGAAGGCAGAGGCAUCUUUCUGGACUGCAGAAGAGGUGGACCUGUCCAAGGACCUGCAGCACUGGGACACUCUGAAGGAAGACGAGAAGUUCUUCAUCUCUCAUGUGUUGGCCUUCUUCGCCGCCAGCGACGGCAUCGUCAACGAGAACCUGGUGGAGCGCUUCAUGCAGGAAGUGCAGGUGACGGAGGCGCGCUGUUUCUACGGUUUCCAGAUCGCCAUGGAGAACAUCCACUCUGAGAUGUACAGCCUCCUCAUUGACACCUACAUCAAAGACCCCAAAGAAAGAGAGUACCUCUUCAACGCCAUCGAGACAAUGCCGUGCAUCAAGAAGAAGGCCGACUGGGCGAUCAACUGGAUCGGCAACAAGAACGCCAGCUUUGGUGAGCGCGUGGUGGCCUUCGCCGCCGUGGAAGGGAUCUUUUUCUCCGGGUCCUUCGCCGCCAUUUUCUGGCUAAAGAAACGCGGCCUGAUGCCCGGCCUGACCUUCUCUAACGAGCUCAUCAGCAGAGACGAGGGUCUCCACUGCGACUUUGCUUGUCUGAUGUUCAAGCACCUGCUCAACAAGCCUUCCGUCGACACUGUGACCUCCAUCAUCAGGAACGCCGUAGCGAUCGAACAGGAGUUCCUGACUCAGGCGCUGCCCGUCAAACUCAUCGGGAUGAACUGUGACCUGAUGAAGCGUUACAUCGAGUUCGUCGCCGACAGGCUCAUGAUGGAGCUCGGCCUGGACAAGAUGUAUCGUGUGGAGAACCCCUUCGACUUCAUGGAAAACAUCUCACUGGAGGGAAAGACCAACUUCUUUGAGAAGCGUGUUGGCGAGUAUCAGAGAAUGGGUGUCAUGGCCGCCACCACCGACAACACCUUCACGCUGGAUGCUGACUUCUGACCACGCCCACUUUUCUGUAGCUUAUGGACUGUGUCCUUUUAUUGUAAUUUGUAAAUAUCUUUUCUAAUAAAAUGUAUUUAUGUUUUA
Nerophis lumbriciformis (worm pipefish) is the source of this 1742-nucleotide messenger RNA. Its product is annotated as ribonucleoside-diphosphate reductase subunit M2. Gene Ontology annotation, biological process: deoxyribonucleotide biosynthetic process. Gene Ontology annotation, molecular function: ribonucleoside-diphosphate reductase activity, thioredoxin disulfide as acceptor. Gene Ontology annotation, cellular component: cytosol. Lineage: Eukaryota; Metazoa; Chordata; Actinopteri; Syngnathiformes; Syngnathidae. The record is from RefSeq and is a predicted model, not a curated record.